AACUCGUCCUAAGUCCUAAAAUUAAUCUAAAGUUAAGAAGAGUUUUGUGAAAUCGAUGGCUGUGCUUUAAAAGAGGGAACACUUCUGAUCAAAAAUUACAAUAUCUUAUAUAUUAUUACUUUUAUUUCCCCACGCACCUUGAUUUAGAUUGAUGAAUGCUCUUGACUUCGGAAAGAAGAUAAAAACAAUCAGCUUACAAAAUUGGGACAAAUAACUCUAUCAGCUGAAGGUCACUUUCAUAGCUGGACGACAACAAAGGAGUUUGAACACGCACCCUUUGCCUCGCCGUCAGUAAUCAAUAGUGGACUGUGGUAUACUCUAGAGAAAGGCUCAGUUUUAAACGGUUUUCUUUACAGGGGUAUUCGUGUUGAAAAUUUAAAUUCGAGUUUUAUAAUAAUACCUUCGUCGAAGGUCGCUGGUUGAAGAGGAUUUAACUACCGAUAGAAGAGGACAAGGAUGGCGAUAGGUUUGAACACGUGGCUGCAGUCAACCAAUCGUUUUCUCGCUUUGAUCUGGAGCAAAAGUCGCGUGUCUAAAAUAUUUAGCUAAAGUUUUCAGAUUCAGCGCAGAAAGCAAUGAGUUGCGAACGCUUGCUUUGGUCUUGAUAAAAUCGUUGACAUUAUUAGAAAUAACAGCAUAACGUUGAGAUGGCGAAACACUUGUUACAGUGCCUUUUUCUGUUGAUUUCAUGUUAUUAUUCGUGUGGGCAUUACUGCGGUAACUGCCCACAAAUAUUUAUGGCUGCGGAUAACCGGGCACUUGCGGCGUCUUCAUACCGUAAGCAAAGCGUCAGUUCUCGUAUCCACUGUGUCCGUAACUGCCAUGCUGAUUAUCCUAACUGUAAAUCGGUAAAUUAUGAUGAAAUUCAUCACCUUUGUGAGCUGAAUAAUGCCACCAUUGCCCAGUUUCCUGAUAACUUGAUUACACACUUUGGUAGUGUGUACUACGAUGGCAAUAUGGACACACCUCUCCUGUCCCAUGCACACCCUGAUACAACCGUCUCCUCUAUGCCUCGUUACAGCAGUUGCCAGGAGCUUCUUGAGGCGGGUCAGAACGUCAGUGGUGUCUUUACAAUAUUUCCUGCCCGGUUUGCUGAUGGUUUGCAAGUGUACUGCGACAUGGAGACUGAUGGCGGAGGCUGGAUCGUCUUUCAGAGGCGUCAAGACGGCAGUGUUGACUUUUAUCGCGACUGGGCCGACUAUCGUGUCGGGUUUGGUAAUCUGAGUGGUGAAUUCUGGCUUGGCAAUGAUAUCCUACGCAACCUGACUGAAUAUGACGAAGUAACAUGGCAGAUUCGCCUUGAUAUGACCGACUGGAACUUUGAAGACAUUUGGUUCGAGUAUGGUGAGUUCCGUGUUACAGGGGAUCAGUAUCAGCUCAAUGUUGGAUCGUACAACACAGAAAGUACAGCAGGCAACGCAUUAGAUAAUAUGUACGAAGAAGGCCGCUAUUCGCACAAUGGCAUGCUAUUUACUACCAAAGACAACGACAAUGACCGCCGUACACGACGUGAUGAUUAUGACAACGAGCUGAAUUGUGGGAUAUCCCGGCGUGGAGACCAUAGUGACAUGUGCACCGGCAGUCUGACUCCCGUCAUUGAUGUAUAUUAA
Molecule: messenger RNA, 1610 nt
Organism: Asterias rubens (European starfish)
Lineage: Eukaryota; Metazoa; Echinodermata; Asteroidea; Forcipulatida; Asteriidae
Product: fibrinogen C domain-containing protein 1-like
Exons: 2
Coding region: 648-1610 (320 amino acids)
Source: RefSeq, a predicted model, not a curated record